Molecule: messenger RNA, 835 nt
Organism: Trichechus manatus latirostris (Florida manatee)
Lineage: Eukaryota; Metazoa; Chordata; Mammalia; Sirenia; Trichechidae
Gene: TNFAIP8L2
Product: TNF alpha induced protein 8 like 2
Exons: 3
Coding region: 203-757 (184 amino acids)
Biological process (GO): negative regulation of T cell activation; negative regulation of inflammatory response; regulation of apoptotic process
Cellular component (GO): cytoplasm
Source: RefSeq, a predicted model, not a curated record
CUCACCUAGGAGCUUCUCCAUUCUGUCAGCUCUCCCGGGAACAUCCAAGGCAAGACUGGCCCCAGCGCCGGGCAGGUGACGGACUGGCAACCACAGAAGGAAUUCCCGGGACCCCAUUUCUCACUUGUGUAAAGACAGCACAGAGCGCUAGCCGACAUCAGCCUUGGGAGUCAGAAAACCAGUUACGUCUGACCGCAGGAACAUGGAGCCUUUCAGCUCAAAAAGCCUGGCGCUGCAAGCGGAGAAGAAGCUGCUGAGCAAGAUGGCAGGCCGGUCCGUGGCCCAUCUCUUCAUCGAUGAGACAAGCAGUGAGGUGCUGGACGAGCUCUACCGUGUGUCCAAAGAGUACACGCAGAGCCGGCCCCAGGCCCAGCGGGUCAUCAAGGACCUGGUCAAGGUGGCCGUCAAGGUCGCCGUGCUGCACCGCAGCGGCUGCUUUGGCCCCGGUGAGCUGGACCUGGCCGCCCGCUUUCGCCAGAAGCUGCGGCAGGGCGCCAUGACAGCACUCAGCUUUAGCGAGGUGGACUUCACCUUCGAGGCUGCCGUGCUGGCCAACCUGCUGACCGAGUGCCGGGAUAUGCUGCUGGAGCUGGUGGAGAACCACCUCACGCCCAAGUCCCACGGCCGCAUCCGCCACGUGUUUGACCACUUCGCUGACCGGAGCCUGCUCACGGCCCUCUACGGGCCUGACUUCUCUCAGCACCUCGGCAAGAUCUGUGAUGGACUCAGGAAGCUGCUGGAUGAGGGGAAACUCUGAGAGUCCUGAGCCCAGCAUGGUCCACCUUGGGGAAAUGGCCGACUGAGAAAACCACAGACAACGGUUGGCCUUCUAACC